GAUUUUUAUAAAUGUGUUUGCGUGCGAUUUGCAAUACACUUCCUUGUCAGCUGAUGGACGACGAAUUGCGCUUUGGCUGAAAAAUGUUUAACAUUAGUUGAUUCUUCGCGUUUUUCGGUUUUCGUGUAAGGAUUGGUAAAUUUUUUGCACACAGCAGGACAAUUCAAAGGUAGCUUCAGCAGGGAUCUGCUUUUUAAAAUUGCUUUAAAAUGGUAUACGUAUUUUUUGUUCAACCGGGAGAUAUGAUGACUUUUGACAAUGAAAUCUCUAUUAUGCAAAGUGUGGCAGACCUAAAGGAAAAAAUAAAACAAAUAUGUGGUAUAAACUUGGAGCAGCAAGUGUUGCUCAUAAAUGGAGGCGAGCCUUUGGACUCCACAAAGAAUUUGUGUUCUUAUAUGGCUGGAACGGACACCAAUCCGAUUUACCUAUUUAGUACAAAUUACGACAGUAGUAAAAUUAGGAUACUAGAUAAUCUUAAUUUUGAUGAUAGUGAGCUUAAGGCUAGACUCCUAGAAUGCUACGACUUACCCACGUCGCUAGCGACUGUCAAAAAGCGAGCACAAGUGGCCAAUGAUUUUUAUAACGUCGCUAAGAGACAACUAGAGUUUUGCGAGGGGUUCGUACACGACCAGCAUAUGCAGCAGCAAGGUUGGUCUGCCGUUAUCGCGAACUUGGAGGAUAUUGUUUUAGAAUUUAAAAAACGGUGGGAAUUGUACCUUAAAGCAUAUACGGAUUUUAUCGCUGAUCGAGAUACCUACAAUGUGUUCUUACAACAUUUUCAUAAAGAUAAGCAAGUUUUACAAAGAAUACCAGUAUUGGAAACUCUGCUGCAAACAGAGAAACAAUCCAUGGAAGAUUCUAAAGCUUCUGAAACAAAUAUUAGCACAUCACAGGGAACUGAUAGUUCAAAGAAUCUCAGUCUUUACGAUUGGAUAUCAUCUUCGGAUUCCAAGAGUUCAUUGGAUGAAAUCUACGAAAUGUGUAAAGCUCAUUUAUUUAAAUUUGAAACUGAAAUUAUGCCCACUUUGGAGAAGCAAAUCACCGAGACUUUGAAUUUAGCGGAAAAGCCGGAACGUAAAGAAAUUGAAGGUUUGGGAAAACGUCUUUACGAUUUAGAGGAAUUGCUCAGGAGGAUUAAGAAAUACGUAGAACAUCAAUCUGACAUGGCACAGUCUUUUCAACAGAAUCAGAAUAGAGCGAGUCACUUGAAAGACCUCAGUAUAUUACCGGACUUGUGCGCUACACAUUUGAAGCAGUUAGACUAUAUUAAAGAUUAUCAUAAGAAAUUAAUAGACGAAAGGAAUCGUAUAGUUAGAGCGAAAUGCGAGCUGAGCAAAAGUCUCUGCGGAAGGAUAUGUUGGGUCCAGCAUGUAGAAGAGAGGUUAUGGGAGCUAGACUCUUUGUUAGUAUAUUAUCACGAACACCUGCGGAGAUUAAGGCGUCACCUGGAGGUGUUUCAACAGUUACACCAAGCACCUACCGUCUACUUGAAUGCGGUGGCGGAAGUUGUUCGGAGAAGAAACUUUUCGCAGUUGUUUUUAUUGUGGGCGUCAGAUCUGGCCUGCCAACAAAUGACGAUCCAUAACGAAGAGCUGACCCGUCGGAAAGAGUUCGCGGCACAAUUCGAGGGUCAUUUUUUGACCGCACUUUUUCCCGGCAUGGGAGACAUACCUCCGUCGUUCGCCACUGAGGCGCCCUCUAUGUUCGACGCGAAGUUGCCGAAAAUUAGCGACGAAGACGUCGAAAGGUUGAGAAAGGAGGUGCCAGCCGAUUUGGCCGAUAACCUCCUAUUACCCGAUAUAUCAACCGUAUCUAAUUUGUAUUUGGGUAAAUCAGUAACGACGAAAGAAAAGGAUAAGGUCGACGACGCGAAAGCGGUGGAGGACAAGCUCAUUCAAGCGGUCUCGGAUGUUGGGCUGGCGAGCAAUUUGGAUCAGAAUCUGUUGAAAACGACAGGCAGCGAGACUUGCCUGUUUACCCCGCACGGAGUGCCCCAUCUGAAGGAUAUUGACAAAGGCUGUGAGUCAGAAACAGAUACGGAGGAGUUUGAAAAGGUGAGCCAGAGCCCUCUCGAGCUCCAUUUUGAUAAAGAAGCCAUUUCGCAGGCAGCCGCACCGCCAUCAAGUGACAACAAGCAGUUAGCAAAGAUUGUGGAAAAGCAAGAUGCUUCUACGUCCGUAGAGGAUAAUCUGCAGAUAUCCAGAACUGAGCACGACAAACUUAAGUCUCUGUUUGUUUCAAUGGGGUUUUUCGGCAAACAAGCGUCCGAUCAGCUAAGAACAGAACUGAACUGCAUAAAAUCCCAAAUUUUAAAAGAAAGGGAUGCACUAAGUCGUCACUGCGCAAGUAUCGAUAGUUCUUGGCGGAAUAAACUUGUAGAAUAUACGUCGGAAAUAGAAAAAUUACGUAAUGAUUAUGAACAAGAGGUUUUGUCAUUAAAAAAGCUCAAUGAAGAAAAAGAGAAUAAAAUUAAAACUUUAAUGGUGGAAUUAUCUCAAUUAGAAGCAACGAUAUCGGAAUAUCAAAAGGAUAAAAGCACUUUGGAAGAAAAUCUGGCUCGGCAAGUAGAAUUUCACAAUUUAAAAGUUGACGAACUGAUGAAAUUGCUUGACGGUAAAGACCUCGAAAAGGAGAAAUGUAUGAAGGAACUUGCCGAUACCUUAAAGCUGGAGCAUAAAGCUGAAAUCGAGAAUAUAAAGUCGCGGUUUAGGCUUAUGACAAUGGAGAGAAGCCCGUCCUGUUCGAGUUUGGAAAAAGAAAGGAGUGGCGAUUUUGCGAGUUUGUCAAAUCCGACUUUAUUGGCUCAGUUGACUGAGAAUUUUGAGGCGGAUAAGGAGGUGGCCGUGGCGCAAGAGCGAGAAAAGUGGAAGCAGGUUCUCGAGGAGAGAGUAAGGGAGGUGGAAAAUAAGUUUGAAGAUGAGAGGGAUUUAAUGAUGCAAGAGGUUGCCAGGCGAGUGGCCGAAGAUAAAGAUCGACAAAUAGACAUGCUGAGGGAAAGGGAGAAGAACUUGGUUUUGGAGUGCAUCAAACAUAAAACCACCAUUCAGCAACUGGCCGAAAAUGAAAGCGAACACCAGAGUGCGGAAUUUAUGGAACAAAUCGAGAUAUUAAGAACCGAAAACGAGGAACUUCAGAAAGAAUUGGAAAAAAUAAAAUGUGAGAGAGCUAUCGACGUGACCACUUCUGUGGCAGUGGUUGAAGCUAAGAUCGAUGCAGCUACAAGUCCCCUUAAAGAAUCCCAAGAUCUCUCGAGAAGCGAAAUUGGGAAUAAGCGCUUAUGGUUAAAUAUCGAUUCCUGUAAAAUUGGAGACGCAGUUCUCAUCAUAUGGGAUUUUUCGCACGAGAUUUUUAAGAUCCUUCAAGAAUCGAAACGCAUGUACUUCUUGCAUUGGGACUGCUUAGAUAAGUUAGGGUUAUCCAUUACGGACGGUAAGCCCAACAGGACGUACGUUACUGGGGAAGUUUUUUACAAAGAAUAUUGCAGCGCUCGAAAAUCGGAGAACCGUUACAAAAUUCCCAAAGGAACCAAGUUUUUCCGCGUCAAGGUCAAGCCAUUCGCGGACUUGGAGUCUUCUCAGAGUCUUUAUCAGCCGAAAGCAUCCUCAUAUCAUCAUUCGCACGGAAUGACUCAAAGCCAAUCUUCAGUGUCAGCGUUCGAACCUUUAUCCGAAGAGCAGUCCAUUAGCCAGUCGCCUCCUAGCACUCCUAGAUUGGCAGCGACGUUGGAGGAAGGUUUCGUAGAGGAUCCGGAGGAAGUGCAACCACACAGUGUCGAAAAAACAUUCGCCGAAGACAGUGGUAUUGUGGAUAGUGUAGAGCGAGCAACUAUGGCUGCGGAAGAAGACCAAAUUGUUAGUCAAACAAGUGGAAAAGAUAACCGGUGCUUGGUGAGUGAGGAAAAAUUAGGGGAACAGCGAACUUAUAUUAGCUCCAACUGGCUUGAGGCGAUGUUGCGUAGCAUGUUUAGUAAAAGCAUUGCGGACCAGUGAAUAAAGAUUUUGGAUCGUUUGCGUAACGCGAUGGCAUCCCAAAAUUCUCGCUCGUAGGUAAAUAUUUGACGGUUUUUAGUUUAGCCGCAACCCCAGAUUGUUUUAUUUAUGUGACCAAAAGUAAUUGUAAAUAUUUUAAAAAAUGAAGUAAAAGGCAACGACGUCAUCCGAUCGCUGCUGCUGAUACGGCGUAAUUCGAAAGAUAUGCGUCAACGCUAGGCCGGAGAUUGGUCAUCAAAAAAAAAAAAAAAGGAAAAAGUUCACAUAAAUGUAGUUCCGGAAAAGCUAAAUUCUCAAGAUACUAAGUGUUAAAUACUAAAAAAUUCAUUUUUUACAAAAUAUUAAUUAUUUAUAAUCAUAAAGGGCCAAUUUUCCUGGAACUCGAUUAAAAUUGGGCUGGCCCGAUAGAUGUCUUAAGAAAUAGUAUUGUCAAAUAGUUUUACGCCACUGACUUUGAAUAAGCUGGUAAAAGUACAACUAUUUUUACGUUUGAUUUGUUUUCGUACCUUGCCCUAAUAUAUGAGAAUUUUUUUAGAGCCCUUUAAUCGCAAUAAACUUAGUUCUAAAAAAUGAUGAUGGAAUGGCCAUUACUGAAUUUCUAAAAUAUUGUACGUCCCAUAUCUUAAAGAUUCUUCAGCCGAAAGUUGGCGCAUGUUUUUCGAAACACCCUGUAUGUGACAUUUUGUACACGCCUGUACAAUAACGCGGUAGUUGCAAAUAAAUCUAAAAAGAUGAACUAACUAUAUUUUCUGAUGUGCCCUAAAAAUUCUCUUACCUGACAAUGGAAAAAUUACUUUUGAUCAAAAUAUUAUGUACUUAACCGCAAUGGGCUGUAAUGUAAGUUCAAAUCUUUGUUGGUUGGGUUUUUUUCGGAUAUUUCGUUUGAGUAGUUAAGGUAAAUAUUUUUGUAUUUCUUGGUAGAAAAUAUUGAGUGUAGUUUUCUUUUAGGUCGAUAUUGUUUUUUAAUUGAUUGGUAUCUAAAAUGUAAUAGGUAUGCUUAUAUUUAUUAUUUCAAUGAAAAACAAUUUGCGCAGGUGUAAGAAAUAUGAGUUAUUUUUUAAGAUGUUUCUGCUUACUCCUCUACGAUUUUUAAAAGUUAGAACUUAGACUAGAAUAAUUGUUUUUGUGAUAUGAAAUGCCUUUUUCGACGAGAGUAUCAAACGAUAAUGAACGGUUGUGUAUUUUCUCCUAUUGUGUUUCCUCUUAUGCGCUUGUUCGAGUGUAAGUUACCUAGUUUCAGUUCACUUUGGUUUAAUCUAAAAUCAAAAAGUGCUUUUUUAUUUUGUAAAACUACUAUUUUUAGUUGGCAGGGGCUAGACCACACACGUAAAAGAUGAUAUCACUUCUACAAAAUUUUAAAUUAUUUUUUUUUUAGUAUAUUUUGCUUGUUGUUGAUUGUGGUCUGCGGUCUGGAUCUUCAGAUAAAGGAAAUCAAAGGAGUGGGGUUCGGUUAUGCCCGACUGUUUUGAUAAAACGUUAAUAAACUCUGGCCAUACCGAGUUGACUGAACAAUCCGUCACGGAAGUUGUUCAUCAAGUCGUGUUAAUUGUGCGAUGUCUUAAUGUAAAUACAGUGAUUUUUUAAACGUUAGUUAUGUUUGUAUACGCGACUUGUUUUGUUUAGCAAACUUGUAAAUAUACGCGGAAAUUUUUUAUAACAAGCCAUGUGCAAUAAAACAUUGAAAACUU
Messenger RNA from Cylas formicarius (sweet potato weevil), 5677 nucleotides. Its product is annotated as RB1-inducible coiled-coil protein 1. The record is from RefSeq and is a predicted model, not a curated record. NCBI's taxonomy places the organism in Eukaryota, Metazoa, Arthropoda, Insecta, Coleoptera, Brentidae. Gene Ontology annotation, cellular component: extrinsic component of membrane; phagophore assembly site membrane; Atg1/ULK1 kinase complex. Gene Ontology annotation, biological process: positive regulation of protein phosphorylation; autophagy of mitochondrion; glycophagy. Bases 210 to 3989 code for a protein of 1259 amino acids. The transcript is spliced from 15 exons. Gene Ontology annotation, molecular function: protein kinase binding; molecular adaptor activity.